Molecule: messenger RNA, 393 nt
Organism: Penicillium robsamsonii
Lineage: Eukaryota; Fungi; Ascomycota; Eurotiomycetes; Eurotiales; Aspergillaceae
Product: YjgF/Yer057p/UK114 family
Exons: 1
Coding region: 1-393 (130 amino acids)
Source: RefSeq, a predicted model, not a curated record
AUGCAAUUCUUCAACUACGCCGGUACCGAGGCAAACUCGGAAUCUUUCCACUACUCGCAAGCCGUCCGCAUCGGAAACACUAUCAAAACCUCUGGCCAAGGUGGCUGGGACGAGAGUGGCAACGUCCACCCUGACGUCGAGCAACAAGUGGCUAUCGCUUUCGAGAAUGUCGAAAAGGCCCUGAAGAGCGUUGACUCGCGUAUGUCGUGGGAAAAUGUUUACGCAGUGCGCAGCUAUCAUCUCAAUAUGGAUCAGACGUUUGAGGUAGUCACCGGCAAUUUCAAGAAGGUUCUUCCUGGUCACCGACCUAUUUGGACUUGUGUGGAGAUUGGGAAGCUUGGAAUUGAGGGAAUGGUGAUUGAAAUUGAGGUUGAGGCUCAUUGCCCUUACUAG